AUGGACGUUUCAUUGGAUGACAUUAUCGCCCAAAACAAGAAAAGCAAGGGUGGACGCCAAGUCGGAGGUUUCCGUUCGGCGGGAGGACGCAACGAUUCAGCCAGACCAAGAGGAGGUGGACGAGGAAAUGGAGGUGGCGGGUCCCGCUCCACUCACGUACCCGACGGCCGCUGGAAGCACGACAUGUUCGGCAAAGGCCCAGCGAGUGGUGGUGGAGGACGCAAAGAAGUGGCGAGGAUUGGCGCUGGAGGGAAUCCCCGUGUCCGUGUCCUGCUCUCCAAUCUCGCAGCCACCGUCAACACCGCAGAUCUUGAGGAGCUCUUCAAUCCAUACAACAUCGAAUCGGUCAAUGUCCAUUUCAAUGAGCAAGGAGAGCCCGUGGGAACUGGAGAUUUGUCGUUGAGAAGGAAAGACGCCAUUCAAAUGCUUCAAGAUCUCAAGGGAUUAGCUAUUGAUGAGCAAGUCGUGAAGAUGACGCUCGUUGAUGAAACCUCAUCGGUGACAGUGGGAACAAUCCGAGAUCGAAUCAAGCUCAAUCGACCAAAGGUGGAGGUGGCGGUGGCGGUCGUCGAUCAGCUGGAAAUGGACGCCCGGCAUAUGACAUGCACGAUGACCGAGUGGAACGAUCAAGGAGAUGAGCCACGUUCCGGUGGUGGACGUCGUGGAGGUCGUGGAGGAGGCCGACGUGGUGAUGGUGGAAAGAAGCCUCUGACUGAGGACGAGCUCAACGCCCAACUCGAGGCCUAUAUGACAAAGGGAAAAGAUGACGAUAUGGCU
This is a messenger RNA of Mesorhabditis belari, 777 nucleotides long. The record is from the annotation of a GenBank genome assembly. NCBI's taxonomy places the organism in Eukaryota, Metazoa, Nematoda, Chromadorea, Rhabditida, Rhabditidae.